AUGAGCUUCCCCGGACUUCCUGCUCUGCCGCUGUUUCUUGAGCGACCUGGCAAGCCUCCCGUUCCGUGGAGUCAAUGGCGGCGGAUGUUCGAUAAUUAUAUGCUUGCCAUCGACGCAGUAUCCUACAAGCCCGAUCGUCAAAAGGCAAUGCUCCUUCAUGCUCUUCGGACAGAAGGACAAAUAAUUUUCUGCACGUUGUCAGUUGCUGCCGUACCGUCGGAACAAAGCAGCGGAGACUCCACCACAGCCACAGUAAAUGUGUAUAUAGAAGCUUUGGCAACACUUGAAAAGCAGCGUGCCGAGAGUUAUAACGUUAUGGUGGAGCACAGGAACUUCCGUCAGCGUUCACAGCUGCCGGACGAAAGUAUCGAGGAAUACGUGACUGCUCUUCGAGGUCUCGCCAUCACCUGCAAUUCCGGGACCAUGCUUGACGAAACUCUACGGGACCAACUUGUGGACACAGGGGUGGCAUCCAAUGCCCUCCUCCCCCAAGUACGCGAGCGACUUCUACUGGAAGGAUCAGCACUUACUUUGGAAAGGGCUACACAGAUCGCGAGUCAUGUUGAGCAGAGCCGCAAGGAAGCCCAGCGGAUCUUGCAGGAGAAUACAGCUGCGGUUGACAAAGUGUUCAAGAAGCCGUUCAAGAGAUCGGCUGGCAAGCCCGCAGCUCCCAAGCCCGCAGCUCCCAAGCCCCAAGCUCAAAGGAAGAAUGCAACUACUUGCUUUCGUUGUGGUUCAGCGUAUCACCUGGCCAACUUGCAGGAAUGCAAAGCCAGGUACAAAGAAUGUUUUAAGUGCAAGAAAAUUGUGCAUUUCGGAGCCUCCACAUACGCCGAGAAGUUCACCCUGCAGCCUGCGUCAAUCGAACUUCACGACUAUUCGAGGAAAGAGAUCCCAGUGCGAGGGUGCGUCAUCCCACCUGUCAAGUACAAGACAUGUAGCGCGACCCUUCUCUUUUACGUCGUACAUCAUGGAACGACGCUAUUGGGGCUCGACGCAGUUGCUGCGCUAGACUUGCGGAUUGACGGGGCACUCUUACAGUGCCUGGAGACAGCAGUUACAACCGGUGCUAGCGAGCGAAUAGCAAAGUGCGAGUUUGCGAACCUGUUUUCACCGGAGCUGGGCCACGAGCACAAAGUCAAAGUACGGACAGACGUGCAACCUACAACUACUAAGCUUCGAAGGCUAUCCCUACAGAUACGUGACGAUGUGUCUAAAGAACUAAAGAAACUGCUGAAUAUGGACGUCAUUGAGUCUACUGAUGCAUCGCCGUGGGUAUCGCCACUUGUCGUGGCCAAGAAAAAGGAUGGUCGGAUCAGGCUAUGCGUAGAUCUGCGGGCGCCUAACAAAGCUAUCGUGCCAGAUUGCUACUCGUUGCCGAAUAUGGAAGAGCUGCUGAACAAGUUAUCCGGUGCAAAGAUAUUUUCCAAGUCGGACUCAACAGUAGCAUACCACCAGCUUUUACUUACCGAAGAGAGCAGAGAUCUCACUGCGUUUAUAACGCACGAAGGGCUAUUCCGGUACAAGAUAUUGUGCUUCGGGCUGGCCUCCGCGCCAUCUGCAUUUCAGAAGCUUUCGGCGAAUGUGCUGAAAGGAUGUACAGGGGCGUUACACUAUCAGGACGAUAUCAUCAUAUUUAGGAAGAAUGAAGAAGAGCAUGAACAGAAUCUACGUUCAGUUUUGCAACGGAUCUCUGAUGCAGGGUUACGGUAG
Messenger RNA from Ornithodoros turicata, 1713 nucleotides. RefSeq lists its product as uncharacterized. Bases 1 to 1713 code for a protein of 570 amino acids. The transcript is spliced from 3 exons. Lineage: Eukaryota; Metazoa; Arthropoda; Arachnida; Ixodida; Argasidae. The record is from RefSeq and is a predicted model, not a curated record.